GAUUUGUUCUUCGUGUUUUUUUUUCAGAUUCUUGCAUGGUAUCGUCUCCUCCUGACGCUCUCUUUUGGCCGGUCCUUAUACGCUGUUCGCGUAUAGUGUUUGUUGGUGUCGGUACGACAGGAAAAAAUACAUGAUCCUAUGAAUUUUCAUGAUAAACGGAGAAUGAGAGACUCUCCUUCAGUAUUACCUGGAGACUUUAUCGACAGUGCUUGAAAAUGUGCGUAGCGGAGUAGUUUCAAAAAUAAAAGUGGGCGUAAAGCGCUGGAAACUGCUUAGCGAAAUGGUAACAAGUAAAACACCGGAGUGGCCGUUCUUAGGUUUCACUCUGUCUGUACGAUAUUUGUGUUUGUGGAUCCGUUACCAUGACAGCGUAUUUGAAUCACGGGGAGCGUAAAAGGGACGUGGCGGUAUAUUUACCGGAUUUGUUAUUUUUUACAGAAUAUUUUACGAAGGUGUCGAUCGACAUGACGGAGGCGACUACCAAGUCAGACGUGCAAAUUAUUUUGGGCUUAAAAGAGGGGAAGGGUUUCGAACAAGUUUUACAACCGACGUUAUUGGUUGGGACUUUAAACGGACAUUCCUUGGAGACUGACAGAAUCGAAUCGUGUCCAACUCCGCAAUACGCCACCAACUUGGUUUGGGAGACUAAUAAAGUGGUGCUGAGAAGAAUGCGAUCAGAGCAGGCCUCACUAAAAUUAGAAUGCUUUGCUUUUAAAGAGAACGAAGGUAGAGAGAGAAUUGGAUAUGUUCUGCUCAAUAUACGUUCUGCGCAAGUAUUAUCUAAAUAUGGGGAUCUGAGUCCAAAGGCAAGUUGGUACAAAUUGCUGGGAUUAAGAAGCGAUCUUAAAAUACAAAAGCCUGAGUUACUUCUUGCGUUAAGAGUCGAGGAUCGAAAGGACACAAAUCUAGCUCCAGCAGCGGAGCUAAGAAAUUUAAUGAUAGACAAGGAUGUUAUCUUGGAAAGUGAUAAAAUAAUUCCUUACUUACAUCCUGAUGAGCAAUUGAUUCAAUUGGGGCCUGUGGAUACCUGUUGCGAAUUAUUCAUAUUGAGUAUCACGGCCGUGUGCACAGAACAUUUGCAUCUAUUAUUACCUGAGUAUCUAAACAAGUGUAGCACCGUGCGUUUCUUAUAUCAAGUUCUGGAAAACGAUGUGGAGCUUACACCAUUCAAAACAGAGUCUGGAAAAUUUCAUUUCGUCCCUGAGAAAGUGGUAGUGAGGAUACGAAGCUCUUUGAGCGUUUUAAAGCAAUACCUACAAUUGAAGCCAGAUCUGUUAAUACAUUUAAAACAUGAGAGUAAUGUAGUAGCCGAGUCGUCAGUUAAUCUGCAAUCCUUAGUACCCGCGGACAGUCUGCAGGAAUUUCUCAGAUGCACUGCAAGUGCGAGCACUACCUUGAACGAACAAUGUUUUUUAAUUAAACAAAACUCGAAACCCAUUGAAAAUCAACAUCAGAAAUCUUAUCUUGAUUUGCAACUUAAAUUGCAAUAUAUUGGAAGUGGAACAAAUAUGUCAUUGAACUCGGACGCGGCAGUAAACUCCAAUUCCGUAUCUAGCAUUCGAAUAAAUUGUUAUGAAGAAAGUGUAAAUAAUAUUGACCAGAGAUGUCCGGAGAUCGAAUCCCACAGAAAUCCCAGUGGUGAUUUUGGAAAGCCCAGUUUGAAAAAUAUUCCUGGCGAAGUGAGAUGUACAACGGAAUGUAAAAAUAUAAAUAAACAAUCCGUUGAAUGCUUUAAACAUCAAAUGGAUAAAGUUACGUGUUCGCGCUCAUGCUGCGAUGCAAUGUUCUCUGUUAAUAAAAAUCACGUCAAGGGCGUAGGAUCUUAUCACUGCUACUGUCUACGCAUCUCGCUUGUGGCAGUAACAUUGGUAUCUGAAACACUGUGCGGACGAGAAAUUGAAUUUCGAUUUUACCAUCCAAGAACUGAAGUCAUAUCAACAGCAUAUGCGACGAUGCCGGUUUUGUCGAACGAGAAAGUGAAAUUGCAAGAUAUCGUAUGCCAAUUUCAUUUAAUAUCCGCACCAGACGAAAUAAAACAAUUACUGCAAUCUUUCCCACUGAAAAUCAGUAUAUACGACACAAACAGAGAUGAUGAGUUAUCAUUGUUAGUGCUUGAUGUGAAACCGUUAUUUCAUCAAGAAAAGUCCGAAUGUCAGUAUAAAUUAUCUCUGCUCGAUACAGAUCGAAAUAAAAUUGCCGAUAUUGAUAUUAUACUCAAAUUAGAGGAUCGUGGACCGCAUUGUAUAUUAAAGAAAGAAACCAUCGAUAAAAACCUUGGCCCACCGAUACUGGACGAUAGUUUAGCAUAUAAAAUAGUGGACGAGCUUGAAACUUGGAAAGAACGUCAAAAGGAGAUGUUUAAGGACGUGCUUAAAAAAAAAGAAGAUCGACAUUUGAACAUGCUGAGCGAGGAAUGGCGAAUGCAGAAGGAAAAUCUGGAGUUAAAACUUGCAUACAGUGUCGAACAGUGUAAGACAUUAGCCAACAGUUUAAACAGCGCUACUGAAGAUCUGAGAAAACGACGACUAAAGAGCCUGGAAAACGAGACAAGAUUGAUAAAAGCGAACGAGGAUUUGCAAUGCAGAUAUAAAAAUAAGUUGCAAGAGUUACAAGAUACCCUGCAUGCGACACGAAACGAUCUUACAACGAAGGUCGCCAAACUUGAAGAGAAGAAAGUUGCUUUAGAGGCGCAAGUGGAAAUACUGUCGUACGAAAAUGAGAAUCUGAAAUCGUCGAUAAGUAAACAGAUGGAUGAACUGAAAAUAUAUCAGAAGGGAUCUUUAACUCAGGAUCAAACAGCGUCCUUGUUGCAGGAGGUGAAAAUUCUCGAGGAAAAAUUGGACAAUGCGCAGAAGGGAAAGGAAUUUUUUAGAGAGCAAUGGGGCAAAGCGGUUCGCGAAUUACAUAGAAUGAAAGUGGAUUAUCAAGAAACUAUGCAAGUUCAAAUCAAGAACAGUAGGGAGGAACUGAUGAGUGCAGACCUCGCGGAAAUAUUAUCUGCAGAUAGGAAAGCUUUGAACAACGAUCAAAUGUUGUUAAACGAACUGCAGAAGGAGAUCGAUGUAAUCAAGCCGAAGCAAUCCUUCGCUCCCAAAGAAGCUUACAAUCAAAUAUUCACAACAGCUGAAGACGUUUGUUACAACGUUCCGUGUAAAAGUAAUAAAACUGUUUAUGAUAAAUCAAAGGAAUAUAGCGAGCGGUUGCAGGCUCUGAGGGGGGAACACGAGUCCCUUUUAAAGACCGGAAAUUAUACAGACGAUGAUGUAGUGAUAAAAAAACUUGACGCAGAGAUUCGAUUACUGAUGAGCAGGUAGCGAUUUUAUUCCUGCUUAACUUCCUGUGAUUAAUUUUAAUAUAUAUAGAGAAGGCAUACAUUUUGGAAUAAAAAUCUACUACAUGUUACACAGUAAUUUAUAUACAUUUGUACAAAUAAAUAUUUUAUAUUGUAA
Vollenhovia emeryi is the source of this 3449-nucleotide messenger RNA. RefSeq names its product centrosomal protein of 120 kDa-like (gene rha). Gene Ontology annotation, cellular component: centriole; centrosome. Gene Ontology annotation, biological process: positive regulation of centriole elongation; interkinetic nuclear migration; centrosome cycle. NCBI's taxonomy places the organism in Eukaryota, Metazoa, Arthropoda, Insecta, Hymenoptera, Formicidae. The transcript has 12 exons. The record is from RefSeq and is a predicted model, not a curated record. The coding region runs from base 363 to 3314 and encodes 983 amino acids.